AUGCAAUACUCAACCAAGUUUCUACGCACUCACGACCUCAAACGGAUUGCACCUUUUGUGGCUCACAGCUUCAGCAACCUCUUCAGUGUGGAAAACUGGGGAGGCGCUACAUUUGAUGUAGCAAUGCGUUUCCUCUGUGAGUGUCCCUGGAAAAGGCUGCAAGAGUUGAGGGCUCUGAUGCCAAAUGUGCCUUUUCAGAUGCUUCUGAGAGGUGCCAACGCCGUUGGAUACACCAACUACCCUGACAAUGCCGUCUUCAAGUUCUGUGAGGUGGCUAAAGAAAACGGUAUGGACAUCUUCCGUGUGUUUGACUCGUUGAACUAUCUUCCAAACAUGCUCAUGGGGAUGGAGGCAGCAGGUGCAGCAGGAGGAGUGGUGGAGGCGGCCAUCUCGUACACUGGCGAUGUUUCCGACCCCACAAGGCAGAAAUAUUCUUUAGACUACUAUCUCAAACUAGCAGAUGAGCUAGUCAAGGCUGGAACUCACAUCCUCUGUAUCAAGGACAUGGCGGGUCUCCUAAAGCCUGACUCUGGCCAUUUGCUGGUGAGCGCGUUGAGGGACCGUUUCCCAGACGUGCCGAUCCAUGUGCACACUCACGACACCGCAGGGGCUGGAGUGGCUGCCAUGCUGGCAUGUGCAGAGGCUGGAGCAGACAUUGUGGAUGUGGCGGUUGACUCCAUGGCGGGAAUGACAUCCCAGCCCAGCAUGGGCGCCAUUGUGGCAUGUACCAAAGGCACCAAACUCAGUACUGGCAUUUCUCUCGAGAAGGUCUUUGACUACAGUGAGUAUUGGGAGGUGACCCGAGGCCUUUAUGCUCCGUUUGACUGCACUGCCACCAUGAAGUCUGGGAAUGCUGAUGUCUACGAGAACGAGAUCCCAGGUGGCCAGUACACCAAUCUCCACUUUCAAGCACACAGUAUGGGGCUGGGGAACAAGUUUAAGGAGGUGAAGAAAGCCUACGCAGAAGCCAACAAGCUGCUCGGUGACCUCAUCAAAGUGACACCCUCCUCUAAGAUUGUGGGCGAUCUGGCGCAGUUCAUGGUGCAGAAUUCUCUGACUCAGGCAGAGGUGGAGGAGAGAGCGGAUGAGUUGUCUUUCCCCCUCUCUGUGGUGGAGUUCCUGCAAGGACACAUCGGCAUCCCCCAUGGAGGCUUCCCGGAGCCCUUCAGAUCAAAGGUUUUGAAGUCUCUUCCCCGUGUGGAAGGACGUCCUGGAGCCUCCCUGCCCCCCAUGGACUUCCAGGCCUUGGAGAAGCAGCUGCGAGACUCUCACGGUGAUGAAAUCACCCCGGAGGAUGUGAUGUCCGCGGCCAUGUACCCCAAAGUGUUCCAGGAGUUUAAAGAGUUCACCAGAACCUUUGGGCCUGUGGAUUGUCUGGACACUAGACUCUUCCUGGAUGGACCCAAGAUUGCUGAAGAGUUUGAGGUGGAGUUGGAGCGAGGCAAGACGCUUCAUAUCAAGGCUCUGGCUCUAGGAGACCUUAAUAAAGCCGGUCAGAGAGAGGUUUUCUUCGAGCUCAAUGGUCAGCUGAGAUCUGUCCUGGUCAAAGACACCGUGGCUAUGAAGGAGAUGCAUUUCCACCCUAAAGCCCUGAAGGACGUUCGUGGACAGAUUGGCGCUCCCAUGCCUGGUAAGGUGGUGGAGGUGAAAGUGAAGCAGGGCCAGAAGGUGGAGAAAGGACAACCGCUCUGCGUCCUCAGCGCCAUGAAGAUGGAGAUGGUGGUGAACUCGCCGCUCUCCGGCACCGUGGCCAAGAUCUACGUGACCGCCGACAGCACUCUGGAAGGAGACGAUCUUAUUCUGGAGAUUACCGAAUAGAUAUCAUGAAGGCCAACAGCAGGGAACAUAACACAUCACCACUGCCAAUCCCUGCAAGGCUAAACACACACACAUUCACUCAGUUACAUAUGGAGUCUAACACCUUUUAGAAGCAGCAUGCAUUAAAGGAGGAAGGUUGAGCUUAUUUUGACAGAAUCUCGAAUAACGGAUGAAUCUAGAAAUAUUUUUACUUUCAAGCUUGAAUCCUUUGCCUUUAGUGUCAUAUGUGUGGUUUUGUGAUCCUCAAUCACCAUUAAAUUCAUACGUGAUGAGGAUAUGAGCUAGUGUUAUGCUGUUGACAGAGAAAUGUUUGUUAGUCUUUAAUAUUAAUGAAUGUAGUAAAAACUAAAAGAUUUACACUGAAAAUAUAAGCAAUAAAUUAAUGACAGAAAGAGACUUAAUUAGAUGCAUUCCUAAUCACGUUAAAGCUGUUUCAUAACUGAUCGUGAUCGUUUACAUAAACUCAAAUAUUCUUACAUACAUUUUCUAUAACUGGAAAGAAAUUCUCAAAAAAUCAUGCACAAUCCUUCCCUUACAUAUAAAAGUCUUAUUGCACAGAGUAUCUUACUUGAAUUAUCAAGCGAAAUUCAAUUUAUUUCAAGAUACAUAGCUGUGUCACACAUACCCAAUGUUCUGACCAAUGGCCCAGUCUGUUACUGGGAAAAUAAGUGCAAGAAUGGAACCAACCUCGUCUCCUGAGCCUUACACUUGAGCUGUGUAUCAUGUAAAGGUGGAGAAUAGUUACCCAGGUGGUUUGGGCUGAAGUGAGCUCCAUUGAGGCCAACGAGGAUCGAUGACUCUAUAUUCAAGAGCACUCAUAGACUCCGCAGCAGCUUUGGGGCACAUUGAGUUGGAACACAGGCUUUAGGGGGAACGUCCUUUUCCCAGGGCGCAUCUUGUGCUUGUGUUCCAAUUCCUCUCUUAAUGUGAAUUUAUUUCACUGUCCUGUUACAUUCCCCUUAGCAGCAGAUGCCUCAUGGCUGCUGUAGUGACGGCUUUAUUCUCCAGCUUUGUCUAAUUUCCCUUGUUGAACACGAUUGAUGUAAUUCGUAACAGAUAAGGAGAGGUUUUAUUCAAUGGCAUUCGAGUAAUUGAAAGCACUCAGCCUGAAAUCUACGAGACACGCGGCUGUUGCGGCAAAAGAGGUCCACUGGGGUGCGUCUGAAAUGGUUUUAACAGUCUUGACUCUAAGUAGACCAAUUCUUCAUGAGGACCAAUAGCCUGCAACGUGGAUAUAUUCUCAUCGUUUAUCAUAACAUCCCAAAGUGGAGACUAGAGCGUGUCGUUUUAACCGUGUGAAUCGUACAGGCCCAUAAAUGUGACGAUCGUCCCUUCAAAUGGAUGUUGCCAUUAAAAUCGAGCUAAUGUUGUUUAGAUGUAGUUUUUAGAGCACAAACGUCCAUUUCAUCACCACAGUCAUUUUUGAGAUUGUUCCUCUGUGUUAUUUGACAAAUACAUCUCAGUUUACACGGGCAUAGCACAAAGGGGUUUAUCGUGACAGGCACAAAACUAGGGGAUUUGUUGGGAGAGGGAAGCUUCCUGUUGGCUUUUGGACUUUUCAGUAUGGGCCACUGGCAAAAUCUCUGGAGAACCGUUCGAUGUUAUCAGCUCUGACAGCGCAGCGCGAUUCCGUGAGAGUUUUUGAGUCGAGAAGUGGUUGACGCUUGACUUUGUUUCAUGCCGCCAAUACAACAAUGCAGCAUUUAUCAAAGUUGUUGUUAAAUGGGUCAUGCGGCUUAAUAUAGCAUCGUACGUUGCUGAUGCAUAGGUACUUGGCACAUUGUUCAUUCAAACUGUUGAAUUUUUACAGGGUAAAUAUUUCUGUGCAUAGAUUAUGUCACUGUGUUUGGAAUUGGGAAUGUUUUGAAGGGAAUUGGAACUAAUCUGUGUGACAUUUCAGAUCUGAUGCCUUUAAUAGUGAAAUUAAUGAAGUUCAUCUCUUUCGAUCUGUUUUGAUAAUGAGAAAUAUAACAUAUGCAAAUACUAAUGCACCAUACCCUUGUGUCUGUUAUUUUAGCAUUGGAAAUGUUGGAGAAAAAUAUAUAUAUAAAUAAAAGGAGGAUAACAGACUGUC
This is a messenger RNA of Sinocyclocheilus anshuiensis, 3892 nucleotides long. RefSeq names its product pyruvate carboxylase, mitochondrial-like. The record is from RefSeq and is a predicted model, not a curated record. Lineage: Eukaryota; Metazoa; Chordata; Actinopteri; Cypriniformes; Cyprinidae. Gene Ontology annotation, cellular component: cytoplasm. The transcript has 10 exons. Gene Ontology annotation, molecular function: pyruvate carboxylase activity. Gene Ontology annotation, biological process: pyruvate metabolic process; gluconeogenesis. Bases 1 to 1818 code for a protein of 605 amino acids.